GAAAAAAUCUACUUUACGUUAUUAUAAAAUUUAAAAAUCAAAUUUAGUAAUUAAACACAUUGCUUACUUAAACACAUUAGUACACAUUGUUAUUUAUCAAAAUUUUAUAUUAAUACACAUUGGCGAUCAUGUAUAACAUUUAGUAAAAACAAAGAUAAAAAAAAAAUGACUCCCGCUCGGUCGAGCGGGUAAUGAUCUAGUAUAUAUUAGAAGUGUACUCCUAACUUGGACAAACAUUACAGUCCCAUUUAUAACAUAAUGGACAUGAAUAUUCAUAAACUCAACCAUCUCACAUAUAUAAACAUAAACAAAGAAGUUAUACACAUCAAUGCAAUAUUAUAUUACGUUCUAAUGGAUUAAUAUAAACAAACACAGAUGCAUAUGUGGGGACAUGGAUCAGAGUUCAGAAAAGGAGGGGACUCAUUGAAAGGCACGACCCAACCCGCAGCUAUCCUGCGCCUUCCAUGUUACUGCUGCGCGGAGGGAUGCAAGAACAACAUCAACCAUCCACGUGCCAAGCCCUUGAAGGACUUCCGUACACUUCAGACACAUUACAAACGUAAGCAUGGCUCAAAGCCUUUCUCUUGCGGCAAAUGCGGCAAAGCGCUGGCCGUGAAAGGUGACUGGAGGACUCAUGAGAAAAACUGCGGGAAGCUUUGGUACUGUACAUGUGGAUCAGAUUUUAAGCACAAGAGGUCUCUUAAAGACCACAUCAAGUCAUUUGGUGACGGACACUCUCCUCACCCUUCUCUUUCGUUUGGUGGGUUUGAGGAGGACACGGAAUGUGUCACCACAGAGUGAUGACGUUAGGUAAACUGGUGGGGACUGUGGGGAAUCAUCGGUCCAUAUAGGUAAGAUCUGAAUUUUCGAAUGUUGCUUCUUAACUACGCCUGGCCAUUAAAACAUCUCAAGUCUAACAAAGAAUUUCUAUCUUGAAAAAGGGAGAAAUUCUUUGUUAGACUUAGACUUGAUAUAUGCAACAAAAUAUAACAAUUUAGCAAAGAAAACGAAGCAACAUUCUAAAAUUUAGAUCUUCUUAUGGGGAUAUAUAUACGAUGAGUCUACAUAGAACCUGCUGUCUAUCUAACACUUGUAAAAUUUGAGGUCUUGAGCGUUUUCAAGUAUUUGGUGUGUUUUAGCUCUCUAUCUAUUACCAUGCAUGUUUAGGGUGUAUUGCGACUAACCUUAAGAAGAGGUUAAUUAAAAUAAUGCUCACUAACAAAAACUUCUCUUUCUCCGAGGGAUGUAUUUGUCGGGGAGCAUUUUGUUGCUUGUGUAAACCCCUACCUAUCUAAGCAAUUAGUAAUAAGCUUGUUUGUUUCCUGUCUUAAUUAGAGUUUCCCUUUUGUUUUUUUUAUUAAGGGUGUGGGUUAUCUUGUGAAGCACGUAAAUUUUCUGUUUCUCUUAUUCAUGUAUUUGUAUUAGAAGAGAAAAUUGGUGUGCUUCACAUCCUCAAUGUAGACUCUUCCUUAUGUAUUGUAAUCUCUCUUUUCAUUACAUAUGUGACACGUGCUUCCAAUC
Raphanus sativus (radish) is the source of this 1521-nucleotide messenger RNA. RefSeq names its product zinc finger protein WIP3. The transcript has a single exon. The record is from RefSeq and is a predicted model, not a curated record. Gene Ontology annotation, cellular component: nucleus. Gene Ontology annotation, molecular function: DNA-binding transcription factor activity. Gene Ontology annotation, biological process: anatomical structure development; regulation of gene expression. Lineage: Eukaryota; Viridiplantae; Streptophyta; Magnoliopsida; Brassicales; Brassicaceae. Bases 376 to 801 code for a protein of 141 amino acids.